AUGGCCGCACCAUUGAGCAAACCGAUUGCUCCCACGUUUUCUGACCCGCUCGAACAUCGGGCGUUCCUGAAAUUCCGCUUGGCUCAAGCAUAUCGUAUCUUUGGAAAGUACGGUUAUGAUGAAGGCGUCGCUGGACAUAUCACUGUCCGGGUAAGAGUGACGCUUAUAUCAGUAUCACAAUUCACCAAAUUGCGACAGGGCGUUCACUUCAAGCUCAUACAGCCCGAGGACCUCCUUCUCGUAGACCACGGAGGGAAGAUACAAGAAAAUGAAUCUGGACCCUCCCGGUGGCUCAACCGGGCCGCGUACAUGAUCCAUUCAGCGGUUCAUGAAGCUCGCCCAGAUGCUAUCUGCGCUGCGCAUUCGCAUACACCGUAUGCUAAGGCGUUUAGCGCUCUUGGGAUACCCCUUGAUCCCCUUACUCAGGACAGCUGUGCGUUUUAUGAGGAUCAUGCUCUGUAUAGCGAAUUUCGCGGCAUCGUCGAUGACCGCGAGGAAGGUCUGGCUAUAGCCAAUGCUCUGGGUUCGAAAAAGAACCACGGGAUCCUCGUUGCCACCAAGUCGAUUGAAUCUACCGUUUUCUAUUUCAUCUCUUUGGAAAAGUGCUGCAAGGUCCAAAUGGUAGUGGACCAGGCCGCCGCCGCUCGUGGACUGAAACCGCGUCUUAUUGACCCAGCAAGUGCGACCCAGACAUGCGAACGCCUUGGAUCUGAGAUGGGGGGCUGGUUUAAUGGGAUUCCCGAGUUUCAGCUCUUGGAGCACGAAGAAGGAAAGAGAUUCGAGUAUGUUCCUGCACCUUAGGAGACUGUUUAGAUUACCAAUACGGAGUCUUGAAGCGUCCAGCAAUAUCUUUGCUGAUAUUUGAUUCUCUAAAACACGGCAUAGGUAUUCACAGUGAGCGAAAUUUGACGCUCCAGCCUCUACUCGGCUAAGUGCAUUUUGUCCGCGAGUGCUGUCCAAGAAUCCAGUUAGGUUGAAGGUAUACACGUAGUUAUGCAGUCGAAGACUUUGUCUGAUCUCGUAGCAGUGAGAAUGAAGGAAUUUAGUUGUCUAACACCGUCCGAUAUUGAGAGGCGUCACUG
Suillus plorans is the source of this 1082-nucleotide messenger RNA. RefSeq names its product class II aldolase/adducin domain-containing protein. Lineage: Eukaryota; Fungi; Basidiomycota; Agaricomycetes; Boletales; Suillaceae. The transcript has 7 exons. Gene Ontology annotation, molecular function: actin filament binding. The coding region runs from base 1 to 801 and encodes 266 amino acids. The record is from RefSeq and is a predicted model, not a curated record. Gene Ontology annotation, cellular component: cytoskeleton.